Molecule: messenger RNA, 2248 nt
Organism: Astyanax mexicanus (Mexican tetra)
Lineage: Eukaryota; Metazoa; Chordata; Actinopteri; Characiformes; Acestrorhamphidae
Gene: traf1
Product: TNF receptor-associated factor 1
Exons: 11
Coding region: 303-1928 (541 amino acids)
Biological process (GO): positive regulation of JNK cascade; regulation of apoptotic process; regulation of canonical NF-kappaB signal transduction
Cellular component (GO): cytoplasmic side of plasma membrane; plasma membrane signaling receptor complex
Molecular function (GO): zinc ion binding; ubiquitin protein ligase binding; tumor necrosis factor receptor binding
Source: RefSeq, a predicted model, not a curated record
GUGUGUGUGUGUGUGUGUGUGUGUGUGUGUGGUGUGUGUGUGUGUGUGUGUGUGUGUUUGUGUGUGUGUGUGUGUGUGUGUGUGUGUGUGUGUGUGUGUGUGCUGAAGCACUGUGUGUUUCCGGGUGAUGAAGGGGAACCCCAGCUGAAUCCACCUCCUCCUCUGCGCUCGUCUUUAUAUGUGUUAGUCUCUGUUCCUCCGUGUGUGUGACGGAGAGUGUGUGUUUGUGUCGGAGAGUGUGUGUGUGUGUGUCUGGGAGCUCCAGACGCUCUCGUGGAGUGUGUCGGUGUGUAGCCGGCUCCAUGGCGUCCUGCCCCGGGGAGAACGAGUUCCCCUGCGGGUUUCCUCAGAGCAUCUGCGACGACCUGCCCCCCGUACACUUCCUCUGCAGCAGCUGCAACAACGUGCUGAACGAAGCCCACCAGACCCAGUGCGGACACCGGUACUGCCGAGCCUGCGUCAUGUGGCUCCUCAGAAAUAAUAAGGAUCUGAUUUGUACGAAGUGUAAAGAAGAUCCCGGCAGUGAGAGUGACUCCAGCAUGAUGCUCACUCUGGACCACUUCUUCAGUGAUAACGCCAUCAAUAAAGAGAUUCAGGAGCUGAGGGUGCACUGCGUCAACCAGGGCUGCGGCUGGAGGAGCACCCUGAAGGACUUUGAGGAUCACCAGAGUCAGUGUGAGUACGCUCUGAUCCCCUGCAACAUCGGCUGUGGUCUGAUGGUGCUGAGGAAGACUCUGGCCAUUCACCUGGAGAAAGGAUGUCCCAACAACAAGACCACAUGCCAGGUGUGCUGCUCCGCUCUGACCCCUGCUGAACUGCAGAAGCACUCUUGUUCUAAUGGAACUGAGAAGGAUCUGUCAAAAGCAGAGAAACGAAAGAAGGACAGUAAGCAGGAAAGCCCAAAGCGGAAAGAGACGUGUGUCUUUUCUGAAAUCGGAUGCACGUUUAAGGGUAACCCGGAUAAGGUCCGUGAGCACGAGGUCAGCAGCACCAGCGCUCACCUGCAUCUCCUGGUGGAGGUCGUCAGGAACGUCCAGAUGUCGGUCCCGCCCCCACCUGAGAGAACUGUCCAAUACCCUGCUCUGGAUCUGCACCUCCAAAACCAGGACAUGACCCCCCUUCCAGACAUCACUCUGAAUGGCGGCGAGUUGGAGACGGACAGCGGGGACACGGGAGCCAACGAUAAAGCCCUGAGUCUACACGACGACCAGGCCGAGCUGGAGGUGGGUCAGCAGCUCCACGCCCUCCAGCAGAGGCUUCAAAUCAUGGAGAACAUCAUCACAGCUCUGAACCGAGAGGUGGAGAAGACCCAGCUGACCGUGGUGGUGCUGGAGAGAGACAACCACAACAACAUGAACCUCAUCCAGCACCUAGAGGCUGUGGUAGCGGAGCAGCAGCAGAGACUGAUCAGGAAAGACCUGCAGAUCUCCUCCUUACAGCAGAGCAUCAGCGCUCAGCAGGACGUCUCCUACGACGGCACCUUCCUCUGGAGGAUCUGUGAUGUCAGUCAGAAGCUGAAAGAAGCUGCCACAGGACAGAAGAGCAGCCAAUACUCUCCAGCAUUUUAUACAUCCAGAUACGGCUUUAAAGUCUGCAUGCGGCUGUACAUGUACGGAGAUGGAGUGGGGAAAGGAACGCACAUCUCUCUUUUCUUUGUUAUUAUGAAAGGAGAUUAUGAUCCUCUGCUUUCGUGGCCCUUUAAACAAAAGGUGACGUUCUUCCUGAUUGAUCAGAAUCAGAGGGAACACGUGGUGGAUGCGUUUCGUCCUGAUCUCCGCUCUGCGUCUUUCCAGCGUCCCGUCUCUGAGAUGAACGUGGCCAGCGGCUGCCCGCUCUUCUUCCCUCUGUCUAAGCUGCGUUCGCCCAAGCACGCCUACGUGAAGGACGACACGCUCUUCAUCAAGUGUGUGGUGGAUCCGUCCUACUGAGCGGAAAAGGACUAACUGCAUCAACACUGUUUAAAACUAACGAUUUAAACCCAGAUUGGAAUUUCUUACUUCAAUAUUUAUUGAUUUUAAUAGCUCAGCUAUUUUGAGGCAGUCUUAAAAUAGUUAAUUGCCUUUACUAUAAUAAGGUACGGGUAUAUAUAUGUUUUUUUUAUACAUAUAUUUUUUAUAUCUUUAAUAUUUAUUUUUUUAUGAAACUGAAUGUACAUUUGAUGCCAAAAACAUGCAAAAAAAAAGUGAUUGUAGCAAAUGACACACAUUUUCAACACAUUUUCAAUAACAAAUAAAAUCUGAUGAAUAAA